Messenger RNA from Brienomyrus brachyistius, 1869 nucleotides. It is a transcript of the gene wnt2ba, whose product is annotated as wingless-type MMTV integration site family, member 2Ba. NCBI's taxonomy places the organism in Eukaryota, Metazoa, Chordata, Actinopteri, Osteoglossiformes, Mormyridae. Gene Ontology annotation, molecular function: cytokine activity; frizzled binding. The transcript has 5 exons. Gene Ontology annotation, biological process: canonical Wnt signaling pathway; cell fate commitment; neuron differentiation. Gene Ontology annotation, cellular component: extracellular region. The record is from RefSeq and is a predicted model, not a curated record. Bases 284 to 1474 code for a protein of 396 amino acids.
GUGAUAAAUUACUUCUCCGGACCGGAUCCCUUCACUUGAUUUGUCAGCUUUGCUUUGAGUGUUCAGGCGCUCUUUGGAUUACGUCGUAUAACAAGGUCGAUUCGAUGAACCGAUCUUGUAUAAAAAUUAAUCAAAUUACGUAGCUUUGAAAUACACUUGGAACUGGACUGUAUGUAACAAAUAUAAUUAAUUGUAAUACAUUGCUUAACUUGUAAUCAACGGUAAUAAAUUUACUAUAUAUCUUUUUUUCGCUGCCGUCCUUUGAUACUUAGGCAAGCACAAAAUGUUUAGUUUAUGUAGGAUUCUGAGUACUUCACGGACUCACUGCAGAGCCGCUGUAUCUAGAGCAGAUGUGGGACUGAUACAUCUGUCUAGAAAAGGCUCACCUUCCUCGGACAGCUCAAGUGCUUACUUCAGGCUGUGCUUUGCCUUUAUUUUACUCCUACUCCUUUUAACUCCAAGAGUGGACUCUUCUUGGUGGUACAUCGGAGCACUGGGGGUGCGGGUUAUCUGUGACAACAUCCCAGGCCUGGUGAACAAGCAGCGGCAACUGUGCCAGCAGCAUCCGGACCUGAUGCAGUCGGUGGGCGAGGGUGCUGGCGAGUGGAUCCGCGAGUGUCAGCACCAGUUCCGGCACCACCGCUGGAACUGCAGCACGCUAGACCGCGAUCACAGUGUCUUUGGUCGCAUCAUGCUGCGCAGCAGCCGGGAAGCAGCAUUUGUUUACGCCAUCUCGUCAGCUGGAGUUGUUUACGCAAUUACCCGGGCUUGCAGCCAGGGGGAGCUCAAGAUCUGCAACUGUGACCCUCAUAAGAGAGGCCGGGCCAGGGAUGACAGGGGCGAUUUCGACUGGGGUGGUUGCAGCGAUCAUGUCAACUUUGGGAUCAAGUUCGCCAAGGCCUUUGUGGACGCCAGGGAGAAGACAGUUAGGGACGCCCGUGCCCUGAUGAACCUACACAACAACCGCUGUGGAAGAAUGGCUGUGAAGCGGUUUAUGAAACUAGAGUGCAAGUGUCAUGGGAUCAGUGGCUCGUGUCAACUGCGGACAUGCUGGUUAGCUAUGUCCGACUUCCGGAAGACUGGGGACUACCUCCGGAAGAAAUACAACACAGCCAUCGAGGUCACGAUGAACCAGGACGGCACAGGCUUUGCGGUCCCCAAGAAGGCCCUCAGGAAGGUGACCAAGAGCGAUCUGGUGUUUGUGGAGAGCUCUCCUGACUACUGCCUUAUGGAUAAAGUGGCAGGCUCCUUGGGCACAGCGGGACGCGUCUGCAACAAGUCGUCACAUGGGCCGGACGGCUGCGAGAUCAUGUGCUGCGGCCGGGGAUACGACACGAUGCGCGUUUGGCGCAUCACCCAAUGCGAGUGCAAAUUCCGCUGGUGCUGCGCGGUAGAGUGCAAGGACUGCGAGGAAGUGGCCGAUGUUCACUCCUGCAAGGCCCCCAAACAUGCCAACUGGCGGGACCACACCUAAAAUCGCAUGCCCCCAGUCUCAGGAUUUUCUUUGGGGGGGGGGGGGGGGGGUUAGGCUGAGAGUCAAUUUAGUAUUACCUCCCAUUCCACAUUUUUGUCCAUUCACUUUGCAUGACUUACUCAAAGGGCACUAAAACUAAACUUUUCCUACUGAAAGGUAGAUGCAUACAGUAAGAACCAACUUUAUCAACUUAUCUAUCAUGCUUUGUAUGUAUUGUAAGGUCAAGGACUGCGUUUUCUGCAGUAACUGUGAACGUUUCGUGUAUUUUAAUGAUUUCUCUGUAGUUAGGGCCUGAAAACAGAAGUACUUCUUCCUUGAUACUGAAGUGCAAAAUUAUGCACUGAUUUUGAGACAUUUGGAAGACACUUUUGUACCAAAAUAAAUUCAAGCUUCUA